AUGUUCCUGUUCGAGGGCCCCUUCGGAUCCGUCCUGCACAUCACCGACUGCCUCAGCGCCCUGACGCCCCACCUCGCCCGCCGCAUCGACUACCUCUUCCUCGCGCGGUGCUCCCUGCGCUUCCCCGCCACGCAGGACUCCAUCCGCCAGGUGAUCGACUGCAUCUGGAAGCACCCGAGCGCGUUGGUUGUGUAUCUCGUGUGUGACAUGCUGGGGCAGGAGGACGUCCUCGUCGGGGUGUCCAAGGCGUUCGGGUCCAAGAUCUACGUCGACAGGGAGAAGAACUCCGACUGCCACCAGAGGCUGGCGCAUGUCACGCCCGAGAUCCUCGCCGCCGACGACGCCGCACCCUCCACCCGCUUCCACGUGCUGUCGUUCCCGCGGCUGUCGGAGCAGGCCACGGAGAUCCUCGCGCAGGCGCGCGCCGCGCGCCAGCUGAAGCCCCUCAUCAUCAGGCCCUCCUCGCAGUGGUACGCGUACUACGACCCACCUCCACCGGAGGAGGCAUCGACGCAGCAGCAGCAGCAGAAACCGGUGCUAACGGAGGCCAUGUGCGACGAGUUGGGGGUCUGGCACGUCUGCUUGUCAAUGCACUCCUCCCGGGAGGAGUUGGAGCAGGCGCUGGGGAUCCUCAAGCCCAAAUGGGUCGUCUACACCAUGUCGUCGUGCAUGGUGGUGGACCUCAGCUAUGUGAGGAAGCAAUGCUCCCUGUCCCAAGUUCGAACCGACGAUCCCCUCUGGAAGUUGCUAGGGAUAUCUGAUGGAAUGUCUACUGUUACCAGCUCGGCCCAGGCAGUGCUGCUGACAGUAGAAGCUGUCGAGAAGCUCGAGGAAGUGUUCAGCGCUUGUGCUCCCUCUAAUGAUAUCAGCCAGGCACUAGAGGAGGGUGCAGAAGCAACAGUGGUUGAUUUCGAGGUCAGAGUCGAGCCACCUGUCACGCUUUUCAGAAGCACAAGGUUGAUUACCGCACACGAACCUGAACUGUGGAACUAUGAGUAUGAGAGUGUCGAGAUCAUUGGUGACGAUGAGCUUGAAGCCAAGGAUUCUGCAAAUGAGCUUGAGUUUUGUAGGCAUAGUAAGCCUAUUCAAGUGGUUGGGUUAACUGAAGCUGCAACAAGGGAACAGAAUCCGGUCUCUGAUGAAUCUGAGCUGCUGAACGACAUCAAAUCUGAUGGCGGAGUAGAAGUAGUUGAUCUAACUGAAGGUGGAAAGAAAGAGCAUAAUUUGGGUGCAGAGACUGAACAUGAUAGAGGGAACAGAGAGGCUGAACUGGGGGCGCAAGAACAGAACCUGAAUGCUCGUGCUCGUUUGACGGUGGGAGUUUGCAGGCAUAAGGUGAUUGCUGACGAAGGUACGGAAGCGACUGAAGGGAUGGUCUCAGCUGCGCAUGUUCCAGAGGAUGGCACCACUGUUACACUAGGAACAGGGAGGAGCACUGAUCAUCAGUACUCUGAAAGGGCGAGCGAUUCUUCAACCGUUGUCGGAUCAUCGAAGGGCCUCAACGCGAGCCUGAGGAGGCUGUACAGGUCGAUGAACGUACUGGUGUCGCGCCCCCUACCAUCGCUCGUCCAACUGACGGCGGCCUCCAAGCGGCCCAGAGUCUCUCAAACUGCGCAGUUGUAGGUUCAGCCUUUUGCUGUUGCAAAAUGAAACCCAGUUCUCAGUUGUUGCGAGUUUGUGCACUGUGGCCUGACAACGAAUUCAUAUUGAUUUGUUCUGUGAAGAGGCAGAUCAUCAGGGAUCUCAAUCGUUCUGAA
Molecule: messenger RNA, 1757 nt
Organism: Zea mays
Lineage: Eukaryota; Viridiplantae; Streptophyta; Magnoliopsida; Poales; Poaceae
Biological process (GO): double-strand break repair via nonhomologous end joining; interstrand cross-link repair
Molecular function (GO): damaged DNA binding; 5'-3' DNA exonuclease activity
Source: RefSeq, a predicted model, not a curated record